Molecule: messenger RNA, 4720 nt
Organism: Rhinolophus ferrumequinum (greater horseshoe bat)
Lineage: Eukaryota; Metazoa; Chordata; Mammalia; Chiroptera; Rhinolophidae
Gene: VPS39
Product: VPS39 subunit of HOPS complex
Exons: 26
Coding region: 163-2823 (886 amino acids)
Biological process (GO): vesicle-mediated transport; endosomal vesicle fusion; intracellular protein transport
Cellular component (GO): membrane; cytoplasm
Molecular function (GO): protein binding
Source: RefSeq, a predicted model, not a curated record
UUAGACAGCAGGAAGUUCGGCGUUGAUGGCUCUGUUGUUGAAGGGCCUGUAGUUGGGGUCCUUGGCCGGAUUCUGGGCGGCCGUCUUCUUAGCCUGGUUCUGGCCACGAGCCCGGCCGGGUACACUCAGGGUGAGACUGUCGAGGCGACGCUGCUCGUCGCCAUGCAUGACGCCUUCGAGCCGGUGCCGAUCUUAGAAAAGCUACCUCUGCAGAUCGACUGUCUGGCUGCCUGGGAGGAAUGGCUUCUUGUUGGAACCAAGCAAGGACAUCUUCUUCUAUAUAGGAUUCGGAAGGACAUAGUGCCAACAGAUGUAGCAUCACCUGAAAGUGGCAGCUGCAACAGGUUUGAAGUGACACUAGAGAAAUCCAAUAAGAACUUCUCCAAAAAGAUUCAGCAGAUCCAUGUGGUUUCCCAGUUUAAGAUUCUGGUCAGCUUGUUAGAAAAUAAUAUUUAUGUCCAUGACCUAUUGACAUUUCAACAAAUCACUACGGUUGCAAAGGCCAAGGGAGCAUCACUGUUCACAUGUGACCUCCAGCACACAGAGACUGGUGAGGAGGUGCUGCGGAUGUGUGUGGCUGUGAAAAAGAAGCUGCAGCUCUAUUUCUGGAAGGACAGGGAAUUUCAUGAAUUGCAGGGAGACUUUAGUGUCCCAGACGUGCCCAAGUCCAUGGCAUGGUGUGAAAAUUCUAUCUGUGUGGGUUUCAAGAGAGACUACUACCUAAUAAGGGUGGAUGGAAAGGGGUCCAUCAAAGAGCUCUUUCCAACAGGAAAACAGCUGGAGCCCUUAGUUGCACCUCUGGCAGAUGGAAAAGUGGCCGUGGGUCAGGAUGACCUCACCGUGGUGCUCAACGAGGAGGGAAUCUGCACACAGAAAUGUGCCCUGAACUGGACAGACAUACCAGUGGCCAUGGAGCACCAGCCUCCCUACAUCAUUGCAGUGUUGCCUCGAUAUGUGGAGAUCCGAACAUUUGAGCCGAGGCUUCUGGUCCAGAGCAUUGAAUUGCAAAGGCCCCGUUUCAUUUCCUCCGGAGGAUCAAACAUUAUCUAUGUGGCCAGCAAUCAUUUUGUUUGGAGACUCAUUCCUGUCCCCAUGGCAACCCAAAUCCAACAGCUUCUCCAGGACAAGCAGUUUGAAUUGGCUCUGCAGCUUGCAGAAAUGAAAGAUGAUUCGGAUAGCGAAAAGCAGCAACAGAUCCAUCACAUCAAGAACUUGUAUGCCUUCAACCUCUUCUGCCAGAAGCGUUUUGAUGAGUCCAUGCAGGUCUUUGCUAAGCUUGGCACAGAUCCUACCCAUGUGAUGGGCCUGUACCCAGACCUGCUGCCCACAGACUACAGGAAGCAGCUGCAGUAUCCUAACCCAUUGCCUGUGCUCUCCGGGGCUGAACUGGAGAAGGCUCACUUGGCUCUGAUUGACUACCUGACACAGAAACGAAGCCAAUUGGUAAAGAAGCUGAAUGACUCUGAUCACCAGUCCAGCACCUCCCCGCUCAUGGAAGGCACUCCCACCAUCAAAUCCAAGAAGAAGCUGCUGCAAAUCAUUGACACCACCCUGCUCAAGUGCUACCUCCAUACAAACGUGGCUCUGGUGGCCCCCUUGCUGCGCCUGGAGAACAAUCACUGCCACAUCGAAGAGAGUGAACACGUGCUGAAGAAGGCUCACAAAUACAGUGAACUGAUAAUCCUGUACGAGAAGAAGGGGCUCCACGAGAAAGCUCUGCAGGUGCUGGUGGACCAGUCCAAGAAAGCAAACUCCCCUCUGAAAGGCCAUGAGAGGACAGUGCAAUAUCUGCAACAUCUGGGCACAGAAAACCUGCACUUGAUUUUUUCCUACUCAAUGUGGGUACUGAGAGACUUUCCAGAGGACGGCCUGAAGAUAUUUACCGAAGACCUCCCAGAGGUGGAGUCCCUGCCACGAGACCGCGUGCUCGGCUUCUUAGUAGAAAAUUUUAAGGGUCUGGCUAUUCCUUAUUUGGAACACGUCAUCCACGUUUGGGAGGAGACGGGCUCUCCGUUCCACAACUGCCUGAUCCAGCUGUACUGUGAGAAGGUGCAAGUUCUGAUGAAGGAGUAUCUCCUGUCCUUCCCUGCAGGCAAAACUCCAGUCCCUGCUGGAGAGGAAGAGGGUGAAUUGGGAGAAUAUCGACAGAAGCUCCUUAUGUUCUUGGAAACUUCCAGCUACUAUGAUCCAGGCCGGCUCAUCUGUGAUUUUCCUUUUGAUGGCCUCUUAGAAGAACGUGCACUCCUGCUGGGACGCAUGGGGAAACAUGAACAAGCUCUCUUCAUGUAUGUCCACGUCCUGAAGGAUACAAAGAUGGCUGAGGAGUACUGCCACAAGCAUUAUGACCAAAACAAAGAUGGCAACAAAGAUGUGUACCUGUCCCUGCUCCGGAUGUACCUGUCACCCCCCAGUGUUCACUGUCUGGGGCCAAUCAAGCUGGAACUGCUGGAGCCACAAGCCAACCUCCAGGCCGCCCUGCAGGUCCUUGAGCUGCAUCACAGCAAACUAGACACCACCAAGGCCCUCAACCUCCUGCCAGCAAAUACUCUGAUUAACGAUAUACGCAUCUUUCUGGAAAAAGUCUUAGAAGAAAAUGCGCAAAAGAAACGGUUCAAUCAAGUGCUUAAGAACCUUCUCCAUGCAGAAUUCCUGCGGGUCCAGGAAGAGCGGAUUUUACACCAGCAGGUGAAGUGCAUCAUCACGGAGGAGAAGGUGUGCACGGUGUGUAAGAAGAAGAUUGGGAACAGCGCAUUUGCGAGAUACCCCAAUGGAGUGGUCGUGCACUACUUCUGUUCCAAAGAGGUACACCCGGCAGACACCUGAGCCCAGAACGCCCAGGAUUCAGCAGAUGGACAGCUCGGCCAUCCCACAGAGGGGAAGGGGCACCGGCCUUGGGAAUCGGGGACUGCUGCCACCACCAGGUGUCUCCCCAUUUGGACACUACUGGCUCCCUUUCGCCCUGGAACAUCUCUGAAUUAAUCAGACUCGUGGUCUGGUGUCACCGGCUUUUUAACAGAAAAAGAGACUAGUUUGUACUUUCUAUACCAUUGUCACAGGCAGUUCCAGAGAACUUAACACCUGCUUGGACUUGAGGAGGUGGCGACGGGCGCCGUCUUGCCUUUGCAUACCAGUCUCCCAAGGAAGGAAACUGUCUCGAGCUUUUGUAACCCCAGGCCUGUUUAUUCAGUUUUCUAUUAAGACACAUGCAGGGCUGACUGCACAAAGAGCCCUAAGCACAGCUGACAAGUCUGUGAGAAGAGAGCAAUACCAGAGCUCGUGUACCUGCAAAGGCCCAACGCUGGUUCUCUAGGUAACGACAGUCAUUUCUCCACGGCCACACCACCCCGUGUCCCCCAAGGAGCCUCCCCACUCAUCUCUUUAUUUUCCAGUCUCCUUUUCUUUCUCACUGUUUUCUUCCUGUAUCUCUCCCCUCACUGCUCCACCCAGGCUUUCUUUCCCGUUUUCCUGGCACCAGGAGUAAUAUUUAAACAAGGCAAAGUGUGAAGCAAGGGGAAGUUCUGUUUUCUAGGGAUGUGACUGCCGCGUCUGUUGUACAUAGUUCCUCCUUGGCCUGUGCGCUCUGUGCCUAGGAGCUUUGGAGAACGUCGCUGUUGGCCUAGGAAAGGCCCAGUGCACCUCCCCUCGGGGCUGAGGAUGUCAGUAGCCCUGAGGAUGGAGCACCUCCCGGGUCUGUGGCCCCUGAGGCAGCUGUCCACAGAGACUCCUGCUGCAGGUUCACCCGCCAGCCGCCCCGGGCAGGCUGGUUCAGUUUUGUGAUGUUUAUUAUUAAGGGAGUGCAUUGUGCUUGGGGCGCCUUUGUCUUUCCCGCCAGUGUCAUCUCCGUACCUUACAGCGUGGCCUGGCCAUCGUUCUCCAGCUUUGUUUCGCUGGGUUGGAGGAUUGUGCUGGGGUCUUGUAGGUAGUGACUCCCUGCUGCACACAGAGGACGAUCAGAUCAGGCACUGACAGUGACGUGAUGUCAGGCGUGCUUGCGAGGUGCUCGGAGACGGUGAGAGUGCUCCAGGAGGCAGGAGAGCAAGCAGCACGUGGGUGUAUGGACUGUUUCACCGCCAGGUCUGCUGAGCACUGUGUGUGUGGUGGGGGUGACCCUGCCCCCUGCAGGGCGUCCUAGAGGCACCCAGGAGGGUGUCCAGCAUGGCAGGCUGAGUGCAUGCGGAGAGUGUGCCCUGCACACUGUCCUCCCUGGGAUUUUGCAGACGUGCAGUGCUGUUGCCUCAGUGUCUUUAACGGCGCUGAUGCUGUGUUAGUGGCCUGUCCUUGACGUGAUGUGACACUUGUUAAACCGCAGUGCUCUGCUGUUUUGGGCCUGUGCUGUAGACCAACUUGCUGAGAGACUAGGCUUCUCCCAGGCACGCUCUGUGUCUCCAGGGACGGAGGGUGUGCCAUCAGCACCUGUUCACAGGCACAGGGGAUUCUGCUCAGGUUUUGGAGGCCAAGCAGCCUUCGCCUGAGCCACCGUCCCAACGGGCCACACCCAGCCACAAGAAGCAGGGCUGCUCUUGGCCCAGGUUGCUCCAGCUCCGCAGGCUCCCUCUGGCAGCAGCAGUGAACCAUGAGGCCAGCUGUCCCCUGUGCAUCAGAGCCGUGCUCUGCCACGCCAGCCCUGCCCUCCCGGCCGCUGUGUUUGUACUUCCCGUUCCCACGCCCUGUGUAGCACAUGUGUUUGAAGCAGUAGAAUAAAGAAUGUGUGUUUUCUUCC